AUGAGCAAGAUUCAGGAUAAACCCAAAGCCUUGUCGCUGGUGGAUGAAAAUGAAAAGAAUCUUCAGCGAGUUCGUGUAGAGCGCAUUAAACGCGGCACUAGCCGUGGAGGCAGUUUAUCAUCUAAUCAUUCAAAUCGCAAACGGCAAAAGGGCAGUCUGCACAAUCAGCAACUAUACAAUGAUACUUAUGACAACCACCCAGACGAGUCUAUUUGCUUUAUCUGCGGUUGUCUUCUUCCUCGAGGAGCUGCACUAAUCAACGAGCAUUUGGAUCGCUGUUUAGUAAAUGGGACUCAGUCUGAAUCUAUUUUGGGAUCUGGGAUCCCAAAUACCAAUGAUUCACUGACUGCAGUAGAGUCGCCAUCUGGUUCCAAGUCUUGGCUAGAGUAUUCAUGGGGAGGCCAGACUCGUGUUCGUGCGACUGCGCUUUUAGAAGGAAAUUUUGAAGCAAGCGGCUUUACUGUAAACAAAAAGGAAAAUGUAGAUACUGAAGAAGAUAUUGAUAUUGACGAGGACGGCACAGAUGAAUUUGGUAUUCCCCAAUUCAAUGAAGAUGAUAUUAAACCAUACAUGGAUGCCGAGGUAGAUAUAGAUGGCGAUGGUCCUGAACCAGAUCUAUUAUUGGCAGAGGCUAUUUCUGCGUCAUUGCAUGCGCCUCCUGUUUUACAACCAUCUGGAUCAGAUCCAGUCAACACUAUGGAUACUGGUUUUGAAUCGAAUCAUAGCAAACUUGUCAUAGAAUCACUCAAAGCUCAUAUUAGAGAACUUGAACUUUCUGCAAUCAAAGUGCCCAAAUGUCUAAUUUGUAUGGAUCCAUACAUUGAACCACUUGCAUCCACAGUUUGCUGGCACGUUCAUUGUCAAGCAUGCUGGCUACACACAUUGGCGACAAAGCGGUUAUGUCCUCAAUGUCAAAAGAUCACAUCUCCAAAUGAUUUACGUCGAAUAUAUUUGUAAAAUUAAAUAACAAUAAUAAUCCAGAGUUGUUUUACAACUGUAUUCACGUAAAUGAAGUACUUUAUCUUGCAGUGAUUACCUCGAAUAAACAAUGAUU
This is a messenger RNA of Batrachochytrium dendrobatidis JAM81, 1054 nucleotides long. RefSeq lists its product as uncharacterized. Lineage: Eukaryota; Fungi; Chytridiomycota; Chytridiomycetes; Rhizophydiales. Gene Ontology annotation, biological process: protein ubiquitination. The transcript has 4 exons. Gene Ontology annotation, molecular function: ubiquitin protein ligase activity. The coding region runs from base 1 to 957 and encodes 318 amino acids. The record is from RefSeq and is a predicted model, not a curated record.